UUUGCAUCAUGAACUUUUUAAACAAACAGUUCUUAUUUAUUUUCAGCUGUCUCUGUGGGAGUCAGUUGUUUUACUAUCGUCACGAUUUCUCUGGAAAGAUACUUUGCCAUUGUUGAACCACUCCGAUCUCGUCGGUGGCAGACUCGAUCCCACUCCUAUAAGUGCAUCCUUGGAAUAUGGCUUCUGGCCUUGACCUUGAUGAUACCAAUUGCCGCCUCACAGAAACUUAUACAAAUUGGAAACAAAGACCGCCAUGCUUGUCGCGAAAUUUGGCCAAAACAUAUGAGGACUAUUGAAAUUGUGUACGGUGUUUCCUUAUGUGCGAUCUUGUUUAUCAUCCCUUUAUUCAUUAUGGCGCUGGUUUAUGGAAGAAUUGCAUUUAGAUUGUGGGCAGAUAUCACUCAACAGGUCAAUGACAAUGCAGACGGGACUGGUACGUCCAAGAAAGAUGCGGAUAACUCAUCGGUGUCCUUGCCUCUUCGAGGAAAUCAACAGAAAAAUGGUGACCACGUAAGCUUACGUCAUUCUAAUCUACGUCACAGUAUAUCAAGCAGACGACGAGUCAUCAAAAUGUUGGUUGUGAUUGUGCUCGAGUAUUUUAUCUGUUGGACACCGCUGUACGUCUGCAGCACUUGGAAGAUCAUUCACUACGAAUCCAUUCACAGUCGCGUGUCGAAUCUUGCCUGGUCGCUGAUGCUUCUUCUGGCCUAUGUGUCCACGUUUGUUCAUCCUGUAACAUAUUGUUUUAUGAACAAGAACUUCAGGAAAGGAUUUGUAUCAGUUUUCAAGUGUUUUUUACAGAACCGUCUAACGACCAACACUGAGAUGAGUAACUUGACAGCCACUUCGUCCCCCACCGUUCGAUUCCACUCAACGGAGUACACAAAAGUUCAGUCUAUAGACUAGUGUCAUCAUUAUGAUAAAAAAAAAAUCCUGUCUACAGACAAUAGAGCGUCCAGUCUAUAUAUUACUAGACAUCAUCAUCGAAUUUAUCCUGGGUCAAGACUGUAAUGAUAACUGAAAAUCUACUUAAAACUAAAAUAGAGCAAAUAGUUAGAUAAAGAGAUGAAAAUUGACAAGAGUAGUCAGUAAUUUUUUGGACAAGUACAGUUGUUAUCGACCAUAGUUUAAAAACGAAAUUUACUAAUUAACUGGCUUUCCUAAACAUUAAAUUGUAAGGAAAAGGAUAUAUUUUCUUAAAAUAGCCUGAAAAAAUAAGAAAAUUGAACAGUGUACACGUUUAAACAAAGCAAUACUAAAAC
This is a messenger RNA of Saccostrea cuccullata (small rock oyster), 1262 nucleotides long. RefSeq names its product cholecystokinin receptor-like. The record is from RefSeq and is a predicted model, not a curated record. Gene Ontology annotation, molecular function: neuropeptide receptor activity. Gene Ontology annotation, biological process: neuropeptide signaling pathway. Lineage: Eukaryota; Metazoa; Mollusca; Bivalvia; Ostreida; Ostreidae. Gene Ontology annotation, cellular component: plasma membrane. The transcript is spliced from 2 exons. Bases 199 to 906 code for a protein of 235 amino acids.